GUCAAGGAAGGUUUCUGAAAUCACUGGAGACUGCCUGAGAACAGACUGUGUGAGCCCUUGAUCUGAUACUUCCUCCCGAGGAAAGACAGGCAUCAUGAAACAGAGAUUCAUUUCAUCAGUUCAAAUAAUUUUGCAGCUUGCUCUGACUACAGUAGGUCUGACUGGUCAGUCGUACCCUGGAAAACCUCAGAUAAUAAGAUGUCGUUCUCUAGAAAAGGAAACUUUUUCGUGUUGGUGGAAGCCUGGCUCAGAUGGAGGACUUCCAAACAAUUACACCCUGUUCUACAGCAAGGACAGUGAAGAAAAAAUCUAUGAAUGUCCAGACUACCUAACAUCAGGUCCAAAUUCCUGCUACUUCAAUAAAAACCACACUAAUCCCUGGACAACCUAUAUUAUCACUGUAACAGCAACAAAUGAGAUUGGAAGUAACAGCUCAGAUCCUCAGCAUGUGGAUGUAACUUCCAUAGUUCAGCCAGAUGCUCCAGUGAAUCUCUCUCUAGAAACAAACACAUCUGCCAACAUGUCAUACAUUUGGGCAAGAUGGUCUCCACCUCCAUUAGCUGAUGCCAGAUUUAAUUCACAUGUAUAUCACUAUGAGCUUCGACUAAAGCCUGAGGAAAAGGAAGAGUGGGAGACAGUAUCUGUAGGAAUGCAGACGCACUACGAGGUGACCAGCCUGCAAGCUGGGGUGAAGUACAUCGUUCAGGUGCGUUGCAUGUUAGACCUUGGAGAAUGGAGUGAGUGGAGCUCAGAAAGAAGCAUUCAGAUCCCUAAAGAACGGGUACCUCCUGAAAAGCCUACAAUAAUAAAGUGCCGUUCUCCUGAAAAAGAAACAUUUACUUGCUGGUGGAAACCUGCUUCAGAUGGAGGACUCUUGACCAACCACACGUUGCUUUACAGCAAAGAGGGAGAAGAAAAAGUUUAUGAAUGUCCAGAUUACAAAACUGCAGGCCCCAAUUCGUGCUACUUCGAUAAAAAGCACACCUCUUUCUGGACCAUAUACAAUAUUACUGUGAGGGCAACUAAUGAAAUGGGAAGUAAUGUCUCUGAUCCUCAUUAUGUGGAUGUGACUUACAUAGUACAGCCAGAUCCUCCUGUGAAUAUAACUCUGGAAUUAAAAAAGUCAAUAAAGAGAAAACCGUAUCUGGUCCUGACAUGGUCUCCACCCCCACUAGCUGAUGUCAGAUCUGGAUGGCUUACCCUUGAAUAUGAAUUGCGACUAAAGCCUGAAGAGGGAGAGGAAUGGGAGACUAUUUUUGUUGGACAACAAACACAGUAUAAAAUGUUUAGUUUAAAUCCCGGAAAGAGGUACAUUGUACAGAUUCACUGCAAACCAGACCACCAUGGACUUUGGAGUGAGUGGAGCCCAGAAAUGUAUAUUGAGAUCCCUACUGAUUUCAGAGUAAAAGAUAUGGUUGUGUGGAUCAUCGUUGGUGUCCUGUCAUCUCUUAUAUGUUUAACCAUGAGCUGGAUAAUGAUUAUGAAAGGGUACAGAAUGAUGGCCUUUAUCCUGCCACCAGUUCCAGGACCAAAGAUAAAAGGCAUAGAUACACAUCUGCUAGAGACAGGAAAAUCUGAAGAAUUACUGAGUGCUCUUGGUUGCCAUGGUUUCCCUCCAACAUCAGACUGUGAGGAACUACUGAUAGAGUAUCUGGAGGUGGAGGACAGUGAGGAUCAGCAGCUCAUGCCAAGUCAUGACACUCAUUGUAAAAAUACAAAAAUUAUACUCAAGGAAACAGACAGUGACUCAGGCCGAGGGAGCUGUGAUAGCCCUUCUCUCCUCCCUGUGAAGUGCAGGGAAUCCCGCAGCCUUCCAUCUGCUCUUCAAACACAAGAUGUAAGAGCUAAAGAAAAAAAAGGAGGAAAAGGGAGCUGGGAAACUCAGUGUACCGCCUCAGAACAGAAAACACUCCCUUGUAACAGUGAGAGUAAAAAAUCGUGCACGUGGCUGGCAGCUCAGUUACCCAGUAAUCAGGCUGCUAUAUUUGCCUACCACAGCACUGUGGAGGCAUUCAGGAUAACACUGAACACCACAAAUGUGAACACUUCACCAGUUUUGGUGGGAAAUGAAGAAAAUUGUCAGUCACUGUAUCCUAUUGCUGAAACUGUGUAUGAUGACAUGGAAAAGAUAAACGAGAUGGAAUAUUCUAAAACUGACCAAACCACAGUGCAGGUCAGACAAAACCAACAAAAUGACAAGUCGCCUUUCCUGAAUCCUAAACUAAUGGACUAUGUAGAAGUUCAUAAAGUCAGACAAGAUGAGGAGCCAACACUAUUCCUGAAACAUAAAGAAAAUAGUGGAAAGACCAAAAAAUGCACUGUUCCAGGAACCAGCAAAGAAUAUACCAAGGUCUCAACAGUUAUGGACCAUCACAUUUUAGUAUUACUGCCAGAUCAGCGCACCCAAAACACACCUGUGUCUCAAGAACCUGUAGCAGAAACAUCUCAGAACCCUCAGCAAAGUCAAGCUGAGAAGAAUACGAGCUACAGCACGACAGCUCCAAGUGAUUCCACAAGAGACACCAGUGGAUCAGACUACAUGGACCCAUCUUCCUUUAUGCCCUCCUUUAAAUAA
Pseudopodoces humilis (Tibetan ground-tit) is the source of this 2575-nucleotide messenger RNA. RefSeq names its product prolactin receptor (gene PRLR). Gene Ontology annotation, biological process: positive regulation of cell population proliferation; cytokine-mediated signaling pathway. Gene Ontology annotation, cellular component: signaling receptor complex; membrane; external side of plasma membrane. Lineage: Eukaryota; Metazoa; Chordata; Aves; Passeriformes; Paridae. The record is from RefSeq and is a predicted model, not a curated record. Gene Ontology annotation, molecular function: cytokine binding; peptide hormone binding; prolactin receptor activity.